Monoraphidium neglectum is the source of this 1509-nucleotide messenger RNA. RefSeq lists its product as hypothetical. NCBI's taxonomy places the organism in Eukaryota, Viridiplantae, Chlorophyta, Chlorophyceae, Sphaeropleales, Selenastraceae. Bases 1 to 1509 code for a protein of 502 amino acids. The record is from RefSeq and is a predicted model, not a curated record. The transcript has 5 exons.
AUGCUGCAGGCUGCGGACGCGCUUCGGGUGCUGCUGCUGCGGCAGGCUCAGGCCCUGCAGCAGCUGUCGUCGACCGGCCUGCGGGCGUCAGCUGUCGACACUAGCCUUGCCAGCCUGGGGCAGCUGGGAGGGCAGAGCCCGGCGGGGCAGGGUCAGCCGCAGCAGCAGCAGCCGCUGCAGCAGCCGGGGCUGUCAAGCAGCGGCGGCGCAGCGAGCAGCACCAGCGGCGCGCGGUCGCCGUCCCCGCCGCCCGGCGGGGCCAAGAAGGGGGCAAAGCCCGCGCCUGGCGGGAAGCGGCCGGGGAGCAGCGAGGCGUCGGAACGGCGGCCGUCGGCGCCGGGCGGCAGGGGCAAGCGCGUGAGCGGCGACGCGGACGCGAGGGACGGCGGCGGCUUCGCGGCGGGCCAGCUGGGACAGUCGGCCGCGCCCUCCCUGUUUUCGGACAUCGCUGGCGUCAUCAACGGCUGCACUGCAGUGGUUCAGGAGGCAGCAGGCGCCUACUAUGCAUCAAAGGACCCGUCCCGGCCCAUCCGCUACCCGUCGCGCAUCCCCGCCACCCUCGACGCUCUGCUGGCCUCCACUGGCGAGGUGCUGGGCGCCCUGAGGCGCCAGCUGGCAGACCAUGUUGAGGCGGGGGCGCGGCAGCUGCGCUUGCAGGUAAUCCGCGCCAACCGCUUGCUGGAGCGCCUGCCCGCGGCGGCGUGCGGCGCGCUGGCUCUGCACCUCCGGGACUUGACUGACUCGGAACACGCUGACCUGGCGCGUGCCCUGGACGCCGACCGCGCGGCUUCCGUGAGAUCCCUGGAGAUUCACAAGCGCAGCCUGCACCCAGAGAUGCUAAACCCAGGCCGGAGAUCCGACCUGGAUGCCCUGCGGUCGCGGGAAACGGAGAGGCAGGAGGCGGCCGCCCGGCUGACGGCGCGCGCCGCGGGGGAGGCGGCCGCGCUCGUGGCGCGGCAGGCGCCGGCGCUGCGUGGCGCGGCGCGUAGGGGCGCGCCGUCAUCUAGCAAGGGGCCGGCCCCUGCUGGCGCCAAACCGGGCUCGCCCACUGGCACCACCAAAGCCGCAGCCAAGGCGGCCGCCGACGCCGCGACGCCGGGCGGGGCUGCGGCACCGUCAGGGGUUGCGGCCCUCGCGAGUGGGGAGUCGCAGGCGGCAGGGCGGCCGUUUACAACGGGCACGUGGCUGCUAUCAGCCGGCCAGCUCGACCUGCGGAGCCUGGGCUGGCCGGACGCCCCUGCUGCUGCUGGGGCCCCAGGCGCGGCAGCGGGCGGCGCGCCCUCUCUAGCGGCGGCGGGCGAGGCGGCGGCCGACUGUGAGGUGACGGCAGUGGACACGCCCUGCCACAGGGCGUGCGUGCGCGCCUACGUGGCGGCGAUCCGGAAGUUUGAGGGACACAUGGCCGGCGUCGUCGCCUCGCACAGGGCGCGGGUCGGCGCGUGGGCGGAGCACGAACGGCGGUGGGCGGAAGUGUGGGUGCGCAUGAUCGAUGAGCUUGACACCAUUUGA